GCCAAUAGCAACGCUGAUUGUGUUCGUUUGCGGAAGUUGAGUGAAGCAUGUCGUCUUUGAAACGAUAGACAGAAAUCAUAUUUUGUGAAGUUUAAUAAUGUCAGUGGACACCAAACACCACAUAUACCGUGUCCCGCUUUAUUAACAGUCAGUCUGUCCGUCGUCUGUUCGGCUCUUCACACUGAUAGCUGCUGCUAAAGCCAGUCAGAGUUGGCAGGUAUGUCCAAAUCAACAAGAUGGGACUCCAAAGAAAACGAGUCCAAACAGCUGCCCAUCUAUCGGCACAAAGCAAAGCUGAUCCAGGCCGUCAAAGACAGCACUUUUCUGGUUAUCACCGGUGAGACUGGCAGCGGGAAAACCACACAGCUCCCACAGUAUCUGCAUGAAGCAGGUAUUUGUAAAAAUGGCAAAAUCGGCAUCACCCAGCCCCGCCGGGUGGCUGCCAUCACAGUGGCCCAGAGGGUCGCCCAGGAGAUGCAGUGCACCCUGGGGAGAGAGGUUGGCUACCAAGUACGCUUUGAUGACUGCACAUCACAGGACACGGCGGUGAAGUACAUGACGGAUGGAUGCUUGCUCAGAGAGGUCCUGGCAGAUCCUGUCCUCUCUCAGUACAGUGUCGUAAUCUUGGAUGAAGUCCACGAACGCAGCCUCAGCACGGAUAUCCUCCUGGGUUUAUUGAAGAAAGUCUUCAUGGACCCUGCCAAUGCCACCAAAGGUCGAUCUUUCCCGUUGAAAGUCGUGGUGAUGUCGGCCACCUUGGAAGCUGACAAACUCUCAGCCUUUCUCAGCAACUGCCCCGUCUUUGCUAUUCCUGGGAGGACUUUUCCUGUCACCUGCACGUUUGGUACCGCUGUAGGACCUAAAGACACAGAGAGCACUGGUUAUGUAAAGGAGGUCGUCAAAAUGGCCCUUGAUGUGCACACCAGUGAAAUGGCUGGGGAUAUCCUCGUGUUUUUGACAGGUCAGUCAGAGAUUGAGCGUGCCUGUGACUUGCUGUAUGAGAAAGCUGAGACUAUAGACUACCGCUAUGAUGUACAGGACCAAACAGUGGAGGGCCUUCUUAUUUUGCCCCUUUAUGGAUCCAUGCCUACUGAUCAACAGAGGCAGAUCUUUCAGCCUCCACCCUCAGGAAUAAGAAAGUGUGUAGUGGCCACAAACAUUGCAGCGACAUCUCUCACCAUCAAUGGCAUAAAGUACAUCAUUGACAGCGGCUUUGUGAAGCAACUCAACCACAACUCAAGGGUGGGCAUGGAUAUCUUGGAGGUUGUGCCUAUUUCAAAGAGCGAGGCUCAGCAGAGAGCGGGCAGAGCUGGAAGAACCUCGGCUGGGAAAUGCUUUCGAAUCUACACCAAAGAAUUCUGGGAGAAGAGCAUGCCCGAAUAUACCAUUCCAGAAAUCCAGAGGACGAGUCUGACCGCAGUGGUACUCACACUCAAGUGCUUGGGCGUUCAUGAUGUCAUUAGGUUCCCUUAUCUGGACUGUCCAGAGGAAAGGUUUAUCCUUGACGCAUUAAAACAGCUCUACCAAUUUGAUGCCAUCGACAGGAGAGGUAAAGUGACCCGGCUGGGGGAGCUGAUGGUGGAAUUCCCCCUGCACCCAGGCCUUACCAGAGCCUUGCUCAAAGCCGCCUCGCUUGGAUGUGAGGACCUGCUUCUCCCCGUGGCCGCCAUGCUGUCUGUAGAAAAUAUUUUCAUCAGGCCAGGUCACCCAGAGAAACAGAAAGAGGCAGAUAAAAAGCACCGAGCGUUGGCUGCCAAGAGUGGCGGCACGAAUGACUUUGCCACACUCCUCAGUGUGUUUCAGUUGUGUAAAUCCAGUGACAGACCCUCAGCGUGGUGUAAAGAUCAUUGGAUCCACUGGAGGGCGCUGAAAUCUGCCUUUAGUGUGGAAAUUCAGCUGAAAGACAUCCUCCACCGCCUCCAACAGAAGAGAGAUUUUCCAGUAGAAAAAUUCGAUGGAAAUAAGAGCGAACUCUUCAGACGAUGCCUGUGCACAGGAUACUUCACCAACGUUGCCAGAAGGUCUGUUGGAAAGGUGUUUUGCACAAUGGAUGGCAACGGAUCCAUGGUUCACAUUCAUCCAUCAUCGUCGCUGUUUGACGAUGAGGUUGAGCUGAACUGGAUCAUCUUCCACGAUGUGUUGGUGACCUCCCGGGUUUAUAUCAGGACAGUGUGUCCUAUUCGAUAUGAUUGGGUGAAGGACUUAUUACCUAAACUCCAUGAGGUGGAUGCCUAUGAACUGAGCAGUGUGGCAAGACAAGAAGUGACUGAUGAAGAGAUGAUAAAAUGGGAGACCAGGGAAGCAGCCAAAAGACAACCAGAGGUUUCUACUGAGGAUAUCAUGAAGAAGCUGGAGAAGCGAAACGACGAAACCGCCGUCAGUGACGCCCGUGCUCGCUACCUGCAACGAAAGCAACAGAGACAACAAAGUAAAGCUCUCUGACAGAAAGCUUUUUUUUUUUGAGGAAACGAUUCUUUCAGUGUACUACAAAGAAGUAUUUUUGGAAACUGUCUUUGAAUAAUAAACAUUUUAUUACAUUUUA
Molecule: messenger RNA, 2542 nt
Organism: Larimichthys crocea (large yellow croaker)
Lineage: Eukaryota; Metazoa; Chordata; Actinopteri; Sciaenidae
Gene: dhx40
Product: DEAH (Asp-Glu-Ala-His) box polypeptide 40
Exons: 17
Coding region: 220-2442 (740 amino acids)
Cellular component (GO): intracellular anatomical structure
Molecular function (GO): ATP binding; RNA binding; 3'-5' RNA helicase activity
Source: RefSeq, a predicted model, not a curated record